This is a messenger RNA of Caenorhabditis sp. 36 PRJEB53466, 1297 nucleotides long. NCBI's taxonomy places the organism in Eukaryota, Metazoa, Nematoda, Chromadorea, Rhabditida, Rhabditidae. The record is from the annotation of a GenBank genome assembly.
AUGCCGACUAUGGAAGAGCGCUACGCCGUCGAGCUGAGAGAACGCGAUCCAACGACUGUGGACACAUUGUUUUUGGACAAUUCAGACGGCGGUCAAAUAGCUGGAAUUAACGAUCAACUCACUAACCUGACGGUAAAAAAAUCGUUCACUCUUUUUUUUCAACGCGUUCUUUUAAAAAGAUGCUCAGUAUGGUCAAAUGUGGCUUGACGACUCUCGCUGGAUUUCCAAAGCUAUCCGGUCUCACUUACCUAGACAUCAGCGAUAACUACCUUGGAGAUGAUUCUUCCUUCGACAUUCUAGUCAGAAAUGGACCUGAACUGGAGAGAAUCACUCUUGCUGGCAAUAAGUGAGUUUACUAUGAAGAAAUUUGGUCCAAUUGCGUUGAUAACAAGGAGCUUGUAGUCAGGCUUAGGCUUGUUAAAUACACAAUACAUUUUUUAGGAGUUGAAAAGUGGCCGGACAACGGUGUCACAAACCGAGAAAGAAAAAAUAAACGGACAUACUCUUUUAGCUUUUUAUUAAGUAAGAACAAGACUUUCCGUCUUGGGCCCGCUGAAACAAUAAAAAUCAAUGAAACGAAAACAGUGCAUGCAUGCAUUGCUUUUAGAAAUGAAACUGAGGACGGACAAAGUCGCUUAUAAACAUUGAAAAAAUCUAUUCGAUUUUGCAGUUCAACGUUUGCAGCAAUUUUACAGGACGCGCACAGGUUAGCGUACGCUAAACUAGAAUAUACGUAUGCCAAAAAAUUUAAAAUAUUUUCAAAAAAAUAUAUCAGUUUACUGGUGUACGUUUAAAUUCGUUCAGCUGUGCGCGUCCCUAUUUUCCGUAAAAUUGCCGACUUUUGAAUUACUUUUUUCAGGCUUACAUUGGAAAAUCUCAGACCUUUGAAAAUGUUGACAAAACUUUCCGAGCUUGACCUUACGAACAAUACCGGACUUGGCCAUGUCGAAGACUAUCGCGUGAAAGUAUUCGAAAUGAUCCCAUCGUUGAAAAUACUGGACGGAUGUGACAUUGACGGAGAAGAAGUCGAAGAAGAGUUCGCUGGAGAAGGGGGAGAAGAUAGUGAUGGCGGGGAAAGUGAUGAGGACGGCCCUGGUCUCAGCUACCUAAACAAAAGUCAGUUCUCGGAUGAUGAAACCGACGACUACGUUCCAGAAGAGGUGAGCAUUAUAUUCGCUUGCAUUUCAUCGAUGUUGAUUUACAGAGUGAUGAUGCACCUAGGGGAACCAAGAGAUCUGCUUCAACUGAAAAAGAUGGUGACGAGCCAACCGUCAAAAGAUCGGCCGACAACGAGUAA